Messenger RNA from Exophiala oligosperma, 1708 nucleotides. RefSeq lists its product as uncharacterized. Lineage: Eukaryota; Fungi; Ascomycota; Eurotiomycetes; Chaetothyriales; Herpotrichiellaceae. The transcript has 3 exons. The record is from RefSeq and is a predicted model, not a curated record. Gene Ontology annotation, cellular component: cytoplasm. Bases 113 to 1291 code for a protein of 392 amino acids.
GUACAUACAAACAAAUUAUCUGUUUCCACACUUGAAGCCCUGUAUUUCUAACUUCUAUACGCCUCUCUUGUUUGUACCAAUACCUCUUUGUUAUCUGUCAUUAAUAACAGUCAUGGACGACGACAUUCCAGACCUUGUUGACCUCCAAUCACAACAAGAUUCCUCCUCUCAGAAGACCUCAAUAAAAAAGGUACCCAUCACAAUAGUAACAGGUUAUCUCGGUGCUGGCAAGACGACAUUACUCAACUACAUCCUGACAGCUGAACAUGGCAAAAAGAUAGCAGUGAUUUUAAAUGAAUUCGGCAACACAGCGGACAUUGAAAAGUCUCUCACAGUCAACCAUGGCAACCAAUCCUCCACGGAAUGGAUCCCUCUCGCCAACGGCUGCAUCUGUUGCAGUGUCAAAGACAGCGGUGUCGCCGCCUUGGAAUCUCUGGUCGAACGUCAGCAAGACUUUGACUACAUCCUACUCGAGACGACUGGUGUAGCAGACCCCGGCAACAUCGCUCCGAUGUUUUGGAUGGACGAAGGUCUAGGAAGCAGCAUAUACCUCGACGGUAUCGUGACCGUCGUCGACGCGAAGAACAUCCUGAAAAGCCUUGACGAACCUACACCUGAGGAACUGCCGGCGUCAGAGAGCGAAGGUCGCGCCCAGCACGACCACGAGAAGUCUCCUCUGUUGACGACGGCUCACCUACAAAUCUCCCACGCCGACGUCAUCAUCCUCAACAAAACCGACCUCGUCUCCACGACCAAACUCUCCGAAGUACAGGCAAGAAUAACAUCGAUAAACGGUCUCGCACGCCUCCUCCCGACAAGCCACUCGCACGUCGACUCCUUGAGUGGCACCGUCCUAGAUCUCGACGCCUAUUCGACGUUUCCUACUACCUCGACCUCCUCGCCGCCCAAAACGGCACCGACCCCGGACUUCUCCUCAAAGGGUCAUUCACAUCUCGAUCCGACCAUAUCGACGCUCACACUCGCAUUCUCUUCUCCCUUGGACCCGCCGAAACUCUCGCACCUGACAUCCUGGCUCGAGACCAUCCUCUGGGAAGCCGAGGACGACCAAGCCGACCAAGCCCGCAAGUACGAAAUACAUCGCACAAAGGGACUCAUCCCGCUCCUCGACGGCACGGUACGGGUCAUCCAGGGCGUCCGCGAGAUCUUCGACAUCAUCGAGCCGCCCAGACCCACCGAGGGAAGCGACGCCCCGCGGGACGGAAAGAUUGUCUUUAUAGGACGAAACCUUGACCUACUACCUCCUUUUUCAGAAUCACAGGUCUCUGGAUGAAAUUUCUAAAUCUUUUGAUCUCGAAAUCGGAAAUGACCGGUCACUGAACAAAAAGCCGCGCUGCAUCUACAUACCUGAGAGGCGGCGGCGGGGCGUCGUCCUCGUCACAGAGUCGACAACAGAAGACUUUGACGAAUUAUUACCAAAUACUUGCACGUAAUGCAAGCACCUCGAAAAACAAAACACCCUCGUGGUCCUCGUCUACUCCACAAUACAGCGAGCGCGUUGGUGGGGGUCUCAGCAGUACAUCGUUAAAGGGGAGAUCUUUGGUUUACGAAUACAAAACUAUAUUAUUCGAACACCUACACUCACACUUGCCCGCCACCCGGCCGGCUACAACGCACGUGCACAAUGAAGCAAGUCAAGCCUUCGGAUGAGAAAGAAGAAGCUUUCGAGUCACGAUUUUUAAGAUCUAAG